This is a messenger RNA of Fraxinus pennsylvanica, 816 nucleotides long. The record is from the annotation of a GenBank genome assembly. NCBI's taxonomy places the organism in Eukaryota, Viridiplantae, Streptophyta, Magnoliopsida, Lamiales, Oleaceae.
AUGGCAGAAGUACCUCGUGUUGAUUCCAGAUAUCAACCCACAGACUCGGAACUACUACAGUGUCUGCUAUGCAAAGCACAUGGAAAGCCGUUUCCGGCCGUUGAUCUUGUUAGGGAACGUGAUCUUUACAGCGGUGUUGAACCCGUGGGAUUAUUCCGAGAAACAGACAAUAAUGUCCUGUAUUUCUUCACCAAGUUGGAGAAAAAGAAGAAGAAUAAGGGUCAUGCAGGGAAGGGUAUAUGGAAAGGUGUAACUAAAACAGAAGUUUAUAGUGUUAAUGGAAAGUGCAGAGGAUACAAGAAAAGUUAUGUUUAUGAGACGGUGGAAAAUGGUAAAAUUGGAUACAAUAUGGAUGAGUACAGCUUGGAUUCCUCCUCUUUACUUCAUGCAAAAUUCAAGGACAACGUCCUCUGCCGAAUCGAGCAAAAAUAUCAGAAACAUGGGAAAAAUCGCAAUCUAGAGGACUUGAAUGGAGAAAUUCGAGAUAUCCAGAAGCACACUUUCUCCAGGCCGCCUCGUGCUGGAGGAUCAGAUUCAUCGGUCUCAAUCUUGGCGCGUGCAUUUACUGAUCAACAAGUAGAAGUUGUACUUGGAUUACCGGCUCAGAUUUCACAACAAGAACUGCCGAAAUUCCAGCAGACAAGUACUGGUGAAUACUCGCUGCAAAACAUGGACUGUGAUGGCUCAAAUUACGCUGAGUUUGCUGAAAUUUUUGCACGGGAUUUGAAGACACAAAACCCACAAGAACUGAAGGAUGAAGAAGUCUUGCAGCCUAAUCCAUGGGCUGUUCAAAUGGUGGGCUGGCUUUAUCAGUAG